GGAGGAAGAAGCGAGUGUAGGAGGGAGCUCCGCGUGGCCUGAGAGAGUUAAAGGAGACAAAGAGAGGGAUAUUCCCUUCUGCUGAAGGUGUUUGAGCUCUGCUCCUGAAGCGUGAAGAUGCUGCAGCAGAUAUUGGCUGACAUGUACAUCGAGCCGGAGCUGCUGACCGAGCUGAAUGAGGAACAGAAACAGAUUCUGUUCUUUAAGAUGAGAGAAGAACAGAUCCGGAGAUGGAGAGAGACAGAGAUGCAGCUGGAGGAGGAGGAAGCUGCACGUGUUAAAGUCAAAAAAGUUUCAGGAAAGACUGUGUCGUGGAUGAAGGGUCUGGAUGACGAUGUGUGGGUUUGGGUGAUGGGAGAACAUCCUGAAGACAAACCCUACGAUCAGAUCUGUGACAGGGUCAUGGCCGAGAGAGCAGCCCUGCAGGCCCAGAGAGAGGCCGAGAAGCUCAGACCAAUGAGAGGGGGUGGUCACGUGCAGAAGUCAAAAGCUGCAGACGUGCGCAGACGAUCUCUGGCCAAGCAGAGUAUCGAGGACCAUCGCAGGCGCUCAGUUAAAGCUCUGGAAAGAGGACGUGUAGCGGCCAUGACAAAGGCCUUCGGCAGCACAAAUCCAGCCCCUGCACCCAAACCCAGAAACACCAGCAACACCAGCAGUGCUAUCAGCCGGAAGGGUGGCAUGCGGCGCUCGCUGUCAGCGUCUAGUCGAGAUCAUAUUAUUCGCUGGUUCAAGGAGGAACAGCUGCCGCUCCGAGCCGGAUUCCAGCGCGACCAGAGCCGCAUCGCACCCUGGUUUCAUGCUUCAGAGAACUGCUACAUGCUGCUGGGAGACCAGAUCAGAUUCAGCUCGCUCACUGAACUGCUGGAAUAUCAUCAGGUAAAUGUGCCAUACGUCACGCACUGGUCCUGGGGAAACGGGUUCAUCUGGGCCAGAAGAAUCCCAAAGCGUCUCUGCAUUUUAUUUCUUCAGGUGCACACAUAAAAAAAAAAUUUAAAAAAAAACUUUUAAGUGUUGUCUUUAGUAGUAGAUCUUGGCAUAGGCACGGGACAGCUCUAAAACGCAUACUUUUUUCCCAUUUUUCUAUUUUAAUAUUCUAUUUUUUCUUUACAGAUUAUAUUAGCAUCGUAAAUGAUUGAAAAUUAACGUUUUUUUCUUUAAUGACAGCAGCACUCAAAAUGGCCUGGUUGGACAGUAAUAGACUCAUAUUUGAAAUGUGCUUGUAAUUUUAGUACAUAACAUAACACAGUAGUUAU
Molecule: messenger RNA, 1253 nt
Organism: Sinocyclocheilus grahami
Lineage: Eukaryota; Metazoa; Chordata; Actinopteri; Cypriniformes; Cyprinidae
Product: SH2 domain-containing protein 4A-like
Exons: 7
Coding region: 118-981 (287 amino acids)
Cellular component (GO): cytoplasm
Source: RefSeq, a predicted model, not a curated record